Nylanderia fulva is the source of this 732-nucleotide messenger RNA. RefSeq names its product putative G protein-coupled receptor Mth-like 10. The record is from RefSeq and is a predicted model, not a curated record. NCBI's taxonomy places the organism in Eukaryota, Metazoa, Arthropoda, Insecta, Hymenoptera, Formicidae. Gene Ontology annotation, cellular component: plasma membrane. Gene Ontology annotation, biological process: G protein-coupled receptor signaling pathway. Gene Ontology annotation, molecular function: G protein-coupled peptide receptor activity.
UUGGAAUAUUAUUUUCUUGUGUCGAUGUACUUCUGGCUAAUUACCAUGAGUUUUAAUAUGUGGCGGACAUUUAGAAAAUUCUCUUCGUUAGUAAGAAACGUCAAACAAUCAGGAAAAAAAAAGUUGGUAUAUUGUGUGAGUUUUGCGUACGGUUGUCCAUUUAUACUUGCUAUUGUUUGUGUCAUCGUCGUGGAUUUUGUUUCCGAGUAUAUACCAAAAAAUUUGAGACCAGAAUUCAAAAUGGGAAAUUGCUGGUACAAUAGUCAAUAUCAAGAAGCAUAUGUGUUGUAUUUUUACUGGAUCAAAACUGCCUGUACCAUUAGUAGCAUUUGCUUAUCCAUCUCCACAGCAUUGAAUAUCAAACGCUACGAGAAGGAACUAUACUUUCAUCUAACAGAUUCAGAAAGCAAGCGGCAUAAUGUUAAUAAGAUAUGGUUUAAUCUAUAUAUGAAUUUAUUUAUGGUGAUGUUUAUCAUGAUGGGCAUAAAUUGGUCUGUGCAUACAAUUUCAUGGUGGUUUGUAUAUCAAACUGAUUAUUAUUAUUACAUUGUUUAUGUUACUGGUUUGUUAGAUGUAGUGCAGAAUUUCUGCACCUUUAUCAUAUUUGUAUGGAAGAAGAAAAUUAAGUUGAUGUUACUGAAACGAUUCGGAUUCAGCACGUGAAAGAUUUAUCCGAUGUGAUUGAAUUCCAAUGUUGUAUUGUGUAAAGAAAAGUUUUAUCGCAAAUUUAAA